CUGUCAUGAAUAAAAAUACACUUCCGGUGACGUGGCUCCUCUGGAAAAGGGGAAGCCGUGGCAGGAAAGUUAGCUGCGGAAUCAGCUGGAGAGUGGAACAGCAGCGCUAGCCUACCUCACUGAGCUGGAUGGCAGGGACACACUGGUGGAAGAACUUCAGGAAUCACAACAGGGUGCUCUCUGGAACGAGGGACGGAUGAAAUCAAGAGGCGGUAGGCCCAGCUGGGCGUUGGCUGCACUGUUCACUGGUGCUGCCCUGCUGGUCAUCUCCUCCAGAGGGGCGUCCAGUGGGAAGAUGAUGUCCCAGGCAGCCAUGGCUCAUGCCACAGCCACAGCCGCUGGAUCAGGCCCAGGGCUUCCAGAUGAGUUCCUAGGCUUCCAGGCCUUAGCUGACUUCUUUGCAAGUGAACGUGCCGAUGUCUGGCUCUGCUCUUUGGUUGGGUCUGUUGCUGUAGGCCUCACUGGAAUUUUCCCCCUUCUUGUUAUUCCUAUUGAGGCAGGAGCGGCCCUCGAGACAGCGGCUGGCUGUCGGAAGCUAAAGCAGCUUCUGAGCUUUGCCAUUGGUGGUCUCUUGGGUGACGUGUUCCUCCACUUGCUCCCGGAGGCUUGGGCACAUUCCCACUCCUGCAGCCCAGACGAGAGCCAGCUCCACUACAGGACCCAGGGCCUGUGGGUUAUCAUGGGCAUGCUGUCUUUCCUUCUCCUGGAGAAGAUGUUCCCAGAUGAGAACAGUCAGGAGGACUCCAUUGGUAACAGCCAGCAUGUCCCUACCUCCCAUAGCUCAGACUCCAGUAGUGAGGCGUUGUCCCACAUCAAUGGGCACCAUUCUGAUACGUGGAGCUCGCCCUGCAAGACAAAAAGCAGCUUGCAGCAAGUGCCAAAGAAAAUAAAGACAAGCGGGUACCUGAACCUGCUGGCUAACUGCAUUGACAACUUCACCCAUGGCCUGGCUGUGGCAGGGAGCUUCCUGGUCAGCAGGAAGGUUGGGUGUCUCACCACUUUUGCCAUCCUGCUCCAUGAAAUUCCCCAUGAAGUGGGUGACUUUGCCAUCCUGCUGCGUGCAGGGUUUGACCGCUGGAGUGCCGCCCGCAUGCAGCUAUCCACAGCCCUGGGAGGGGUGCUGGGGGCCUGUUUCGCCCUGUGUGCCCAGUCUCCCAGAGGGACAGAAAAUGCAACAGCAUGGAUCUUACCAUUCUCCUCGGGAGGCUUCCUGUACAUAGCCCUGGUCAACGUGGUGCCUGACCUCCUGGAGGAGACCAGCCUCGGACACUCCCUGUUGCAGAUCCUGCUCCUGUGCUGUGGCAUUGCCGUCAUGGCCGUCUUGUCUGCCGUAGUGGAUUGAGCUCAAAAGACAAGCCUGCUUUACCAAAAUAUAAUUGAAAACAUCACCGCAACAUUCACUGGACUGGGACGCAAUCCCCCUUUCUAUAAAGUUAAGUCCUCAGAUUGCAUUCAGUCGCCCUUUUUAUUAUAUUGAACUUUUUUUUUAUACUCCACCUAGUGCCAAAACAUCCUAUCAACAUGGACGCGAUCUGACAAUCAGAACAGCACCUUGAAUCAUGAUACCUGCUUUUUCUAUCAGGACUCUAGACCAACUGUGUCCACCUUGUCUGCUGAUCUCUGACUACUGUCUGUGUGGACACUAACGUGCCAAACCCAGACAGAGACGGACAUUUUGAAAUGGCAAGAGAGCUAAAGAAAGCUUAUUGAAGUGACUGGACUAUCUGAGAGCAUCAGACCAUAAUGGGCAGACACUCAGUCUCAUCCUGUUUUAUUGCACACAUGCACAUACUCAAACAGGUCUUAUCAGACACAUAUGAGCAGCUCAUGCAUACUGUACAAACUUAAUCUCACAUGGCUUUACCAUACUAAAAUGCGUACACAUUUCCUUACAUUCUUCAAAUUGUAUGCUCAUGUGCUGCUUUCUAUUUGUCUCUUUCAGGCUAAUUUAUAUUUAUUGUGUCUUAUUGGUUUCUGUAUCUGCUUGUACUGCCUAGUAUUUAUUGAAUUAUUUCAGAAAGUAACAUGGUGCAAUGUUUUUGUCAUUCUGUUGUGACUUCCAUCACGUACCAUUGCGUUUUCUGUAGGGUUAAUCUGUUACAUGCUCUUUUUGCUUGAAUAUACAUCCAUGUAUUUUUCAAUUGCAUACAAGGCUAAUUUGUUAAGAGACACUCAGACAGAUAUAUUUGAAACUCCUUAAUUAUGAGAGCUUAAUUUCAGGAAAAUAUGAUUUAGAAAUGUUAUAAUAAUAUUAUGCAAAAUAUUUUUGUGUGGUCUUGAUUUUACUAUAUAGUGCUUUCAGAAAGUAUUCACACCCCUUGACUUUUUCCAUGUUUUUUACAAAGUGGGAUUGAAAACAUAUAUAUAUAUAUUUUUUUUAAGCAGCAAUCUACAAUACUCACGUCAAAGUUUUAAAGAAAUAAUUUUAAAAAUAUUGGAAAAUAAAUCACUGUCUUGAUUAGUUAAGUAUCCAACCCAGUCUGUUAAACACCUUUGGCAGCGAUUACAGCUGCUUUUCUGGGUAAGUCUUAAGAGCUUUGCACACCUGGGUUGUACUAUAGUUGCCCAUUUUAUAAAAAAUAAAAAAACGUGGUUGUUGUUCAUUGCUAGACAACCAUUUUCAAUUCUUGCCAUAGAUUUUCAGUUAGAUUUAAGUCAAAUGAAACUAGGCCACUUGGGAGCAUUCAAUGACAUCUUGGUAAGCAACUUGUGGCCUUGUGUUUAAGGUAAUUGUCCUGCUGGAAGGUGAAUUUCUCUCCCAGUGUUGGGAAGCUGACGGAACCAAGUUUUCUUCUAGGAUUUUGUCUGUGCUUAGCUCUAUUUAGUUUAUUUUUAACCUAAACAACGUAUUCCUUGCUGAUGACAAGAGAAUAUGAAGUGCUACACUGUUGUGUUGGACCCAAACAUAAUGCUUUUAUUCAGGACAAAAAGUUCAUUUCUUUUCCACAUUAUUUUCAGUAUUACUUUAGUGCCUUGUCUCAAACAGGAUGCAUGUUUUUAAAUAUUUGUCGUCUUUUCAGUCUGUUGUCAGUAUUGUGGAGUAACUAAAGUACAAUGUUGUUCCAUCCUCCAUUAAACUCUAUUUUAAAAUCGCUAAUAGCCCCAUGGUGAAAUCCCUGAGCGGUUUCCUUCCUCUCUUGCAACUGAAUUGGGAAUGGCGCCUGAAUCUUUGUCGUGACUGGGUAUAAUGAUACACCAUCCAAAGUGUUAACUGCAUCAUGCUCAAAGGGAUAUGUAAUGUCUGCCCCCCCCCACCCUAUUAUUGCGCAGAGUCCGUGCAAUUUAUUUGACUUGUUAAGCACAUGUUUACUCCUGAACUUAUUUAGGCUUGCCAUAAAAGCGUUGAAUACUUAAUGAGUCAAGACAUUUCAGCUUUUCAUUUGUAAAUAUGUUUUUAUUCCACUUUCACAUUAUGGGGUAUUGUGUGUGUGUACAUCAGUGACCCAAAACCUCAACUUAAUAAAUGUUUAAUUUAGAAUGUAACAAAAUGUGGAAAAAGUCAGUGUGAAUACUUUCUAAUUGCACUGUAUUCACUCUUGGUAGUUGCAUGCGCACAAGUUACACUAAGUGAAAGCUAUGGAGAUUAUGCAUCAAUAUGUUAUGCAAUCAAAACAAUAAAAUUCCACACUAAACAAAUGUUUUCUGUAAGCACAUGUUCUGCAGCAAAGAGUCCGGGCUUAAAAUGUAAUUGGAGCCAGAGGGUGGUAUUGAUUGUUCACUCUUGACAAGAGCCCGUUGCCAUAACGACUCCCUUGCAGAUUACCUUCCUUAGUCCUGUGAGAAGCCUACUGUCUGUGGGAGCCUUCCUGUGAGAUAAGAUACUGAAGCUCUGUUUAUACCUGGUUCUAACUCGCACCAUUUAUCCUGAUGUUGUCCACAUUCUGAUUGUGCCCAUACCUUUGGACAGGUGGAGAUGAUUAAAAGACGCACUGUGAUCUGGUUGUAAUCAGAUCUUCCUGACCACCUCCUGAGGUAGUCAGGCACGCAUUGGGAGAAUCUCAAUUGAAUACUCCGCACGCUUUCGCCUUGCCUUCGUAAACCCAUUGGAUGAGAAAGCCAGAGGUCCCUCCCUGACAUCCUCCAAUGGAAGAGGGGGCGAGUAGAGAAGAUGCAAUUGAGAUUCUCCCAUAGUCACCAGAGACCUUGGAUUCGCGCCCAGGCUCUGUCGUAACCGGCCACGAACGGGAGGUCUGUGGGGCGACGCACAAUUGGCCUAGCAUCGUCCUGGUUGAGGGAGGGCUUGGCCGGUAGGGAUAUCCUUGUCUCAUCGCGCACCAGCGACUCCUGUGGCGGGCCGGGCGCAGUGCGCGUUAACCAAGGUUGCCAGGUGCACGGUGUUUCCUCCGACACAUUGGUGCGGCUGGCUUCCGGGUUGGAUGCGCGCUGUGUUAAGAAGCAGUGCGGCUUGGUUGGGUUGUGUAUCGGAGGGCGCAUGACUUUCAACCUUCGUCUCUCCCGAGCCCGUACGGGAGUUGUAGCGAUGAGACAAGAUAGUAGCUACUAAAACAAUUGGAUACCAUGAAAUUGGGGAGAAAAAGGGGUGAAAUUCAAAAAACAAAAAAAAGUUAUUCUCCCAUAGUGUCUGGAUAUCUUACAAGUGUAGAUGGAUCUGGACUGUGAAAUCAUUUAUAAAUCAUCAGUAUCAGACCUUCUAAAAUCAUUGACUUAUGACAUGUAUUUGUGUCUUAAAAUAAACACUAUUUUGAAAGAAAGUCAAAUAAUUUACAUACAGGGCGGGACCAAGAAAUGUAGUCAUAAUGUGGACACAUUGGACAGCUAUGAGAGACAUUUUAAUUUCAUAUGUAGAAUGUGGACUUGACCAGGACAAAAUACACAUGUUAGUGCCAGGUAUAAAUGAGACAUGAAUGACAACCUAUACCGCAAAGCGAGAAAAUCCAUAAACUUAACACCGCUGACCUCGAGCAUAAAUCGCCUCUGACUGUCUAUCGGAACAUUGCACAACAUAUCUAACAGGAGAUAGAUAGGUCUUGAUCCCAUUAGGUCCUAGGAAAGACAAGUCCAGUUCAAGAUCAGCGGACCUCCAAACUCAAAUCUGGCACACUUUGAAAAAUUAUACACAAGCCUUGUCCGAUGUAAAUGUUUGAUACCUUGUUGUAUUUAAAGGGAUCAUGUAUUGCACAUGGUAUACGCAGAGAAAACAAAUGCAUGUAAGUCUUUCAAGGACAUCUAUUGUUGCACUAUUGAACAAUGUGCCGAUAUUCAUUGCUAUCUUUACCUCCCUUUACCUCAGAUGAACAAUUGAGACCCAUAUGCACAAUUUUGAAUAGGAAUAUGUCCCCAAAACUUCAUUGGUAACAUUUUACACUGUUGCUCUUAUACUUGUGUAAUGACAAUGUAAUUACUCUAUUAACAAUGUAAUUAUUCAAGAAAUAACAUUUAAUAUGUACACCUUAUUGCUUUGUAUUGUAAAUUAAAACCUAUUCCUAAGUACUGA
This is a messenger RNA of Oncorhynchus nerka (sockeye salmon), 5455 nucleotides long. Its product is annotated as zinc transporter ZIP13-like. The transcript has 10 exons. Gene Ontology annotation, biological process: zinc ion transmembrane transport; intracellular zinc ion homeostasis. Gene Ontology annotation, cellular component: membrane. The coding region runs from base 197 to 1342 and encodes 381 amino acids. Lineage: Eukaryota; Metazoa; Chordata; Actinopteri; Salmoniformes; Salmonidae. Gene Ontology annotation, molecular function: zinc ion transmembrane transporter activity. The record is from RefSeq and is a predicted model, not a curated record.